This is a messenger RNA of Pieris rapae (cabbage white), 7003 nucleotides long. Its product is annotated as golgin subfamily A member 4. The coding region runs from base 411 to 6788 and encodes 2125 amino acids. NCBI's taxonomy places the organism in Eukaryota, Metazoa, Arthropoda, Insecta, Lepidoptera, Pieridae. The record is from RefSeq and is a predicted model, not a curated record. The transcript has 42 exons.
CCGUGAGAUCGCCAGUCCCCGGAGCACCGGCCAUAUCAUCGCCUGCGCCGCUAAUCCAUAACCUUCGCGAUUAAUCACAAAAGCCAGAAAACAGGAAUCCUAAACUGUUAAACUCUAAAGUACAGUAUAAAAAUAAAUGAUAAUACAAACGCCUGUGAUCAAGACUCUCCUCAGACAGCUUAAGAAAUUAGGUCGCCCGGUUGUAGCAGUGGGAUAUUUUUAUUGUGCGGUGCAGACGUACGAACAUGCUGCCUCACUAACCGUAAAUUUCAUUCCAUACUAGAUUAUGUAAGUUCUAACAACUCGGGGAUGUCGUAUGUGUUAAUGGUGGCAUUUAUGUGAAAUUUUGUAUUUGUUAGUGCAUUUGGAAAGUGAAUUGUGAAAUAUCUACACCGUGGUGAAUUGUGGAAAUGCAUCAUUUGUAUCCCUUGGCGAAGGGAGAUGCUCUGUGCCCUUUGGGAUUCCAUCCUCAAGUAAGGUGGCCCACGCGCUGCAAAAGAUGCUUUAGAGAUUACAAAGAACACGGUGGUCGGAAGAGGGAUGAUGAUUUCACUGCAUCCACCCCCAGUCUCUCUUACUCGCCAGCGUCACGAGGCCGUGAUGAAGAUAAUGGAACAGAGACAGAGAGAACGGGCCGAGGUUGGUCUUCGAGCGUUAACCUCAGUUACAACGAACCUGCUAAGAAGGACACUUCGACGGGGUCAAGCAAACCUGCAUUGUGGACAUCCACGCCUGACUUAGCAAACGAAGCAGAGACUGCAACAGCUGUCACUGUUAACCUUAAACUGCCCAAGCGAAGGUCCACGGGACCACUACCUUCGUUGGACACAGGACAAGGAAACGCUACGCAAAUAUAUGAAUCAGUAACUGUACGCCGACCAUCGCCAUCACCCUCACCGGCUCCGGUGGCACCGGCCACUCAGAUCACAAUCAACAAAAAUGACUCACUGGCAGAACGUGUGAGAAAGAUGCAGUUAAUGAAAGCACAAAAUAGUUUCGAAAAAGAAUCGAGUACGGAAAAGGAGCGCGAAAGAAGAAGUGCUUCAAGAAGUAAAGAAGAAGAAAGGAGUGCUCGGGCUAAAGAAGAAAAAGCAACUGUUAAAGAUGAUGUUAAUUUUAUGAUGCAGGUUAAAAGUAGUCGCAAUGCACUUUCAAAACCGCCAAAACGUGGUGGACCAACUCGUGAAAAAGAAGAAACAUCCGAUGACGAACAUAGUCUCACUGGUACAGCCACAACAGAUACAGAAACAACACUAAUUGAUGCUAAUGUUAAGGAAUAUCAGGACCAAAUUGAGAGCCUAAAACAGGAGUUAGACCUUCUUAAGAAACGUUGUGAGCGAGUUGAAAAAGAAAAAAGUGACAUCCUACUUAGAAGGUUAGCAAACAUCGACACGGUUAAUAAAUAUUCUAUUGGGCGAUCUUCAGAAGUUUUGAAGCUACAACAAAAGGUCAAUGACCUAACAACUCAGAACGAGGAUUUGAAAGACGAGAAGAUACAUUUGUCACUUAGGAUUAAAGAAGUUGAGACGGAACUUGAGUCAAGACCAUCAGCUGAGGCACAGACACGGCAAAUCGAACAGUUAAGGGCGAAAUUGAUUGCCGCAGAAACAUUAUGUGAGGAACUUAUGGACGAAAACGAAGAUAUGAAGAAAGAACUCCGGGAUCUUGAGGAAGAAAUUGAAGAGAUGCAAGACAAUUUUAGGGAGGACCAAGCAGACGAAUAUACCUCACUUAGACGUGAGUUGGAGCAAACGAUUAAGAAUUGCAGAGUAUUAUCAUUCAAAUUAAAGAAAACAGAAAGAAGAAAUGAACAAUUGGAACAAGAGAAAGUUGAUCAGGAGAAAAAAUUAUUAGAGAUUGUCGGCGGUAAAGAUGGCUUACAACGUGAAAACCGUAUCAAAGAGCUGGAACAGGAAGUGUCGCGUUCCAACGAAGUAGCCUUAAGGCUUCAGCGGGAAUUAGCUGAAGCGAACACCAAACUCGUGGCUGCCUCGGGCGCUCCACCAGCCAACCUCAAAAAACAACCUGUUAGUGAUGGGCAAAAAGUGUCUCGGUCAUCCUUAACCCGAGGAGGCAGUCAAGACGACCCCGCUCAAUUAUUACGCGAUCUACAAGACUCACUCGAAAGAGAGGCCGAUUUGAGAGAGCAAUUACGCAACGCAGAGGAAGAGGCAAAUAACUUACGUAAAACCGCGUCAAGAGUUGAGGACGACAAUGAAUCAUUGCUACUACAAUUGAAGAAAAUGGCUACCAAAGCCAGAAGUCGUAAAUUAUCACCAACAGCCCCAACAAACAGACUUGCAAUUGAAGCCCCCAACGAGAAAGAUGAAGGUAUAUCGGAUGAAGAAGAUCCAGCAGAGUUACGUCUCUUGCUUGAACUUAAUGAACAGGAAGCCGCAGUAUUACGCAAAAAAGUAGAAGAUUUGGAAUUAAACAAGGAAUCGUUGAAAAAACAAGUUAAAGAGCUAACGGAAAAAAUCUCAAAUGCCGCGACAAAAACAAAUGCCAACACCGGUGCUGCAUUACGCCGAACAACGAAUAAAGGCAAUUUAGCGGAAGAAAAAGUUAAAGUACUAGAAGAUGAAAUCGCUGAACUUAGAAAGAAACUUAUCGAAAAAGAAAGGGACUGUGAAAGAUUACAUGCGGAGUUGAGUCUUGCUCAGAAAAAACCUAAGGCAUCAUUAAAUAAGAGCAAGUCACUGGAUGGAGAACAACAAAACGUCGAUCUUAAACGACAACUGCAAGUUAUCGAGCAAGAGGCAAGCGUAUUAAGAACUAAAACGCAGAACCUCGAGGCCGAUAACGAGAAACUGCAAACAGAGAAUAAAAGACUGCAGUUGCUUAAAGGAGCAAAGUCCUUGAAAACAGAUAAGUCGCUAGAAGUAACAACAACAAAAGUCACUCAACUUGAAACGGAACUGAGGGAAGCUCUAGCAAAAAUAAAAGAUCUCGAAACGACAAAGGAUGAAAAAUCUGAAAAGAAAGUACGAUUUAGCAGUGAAGUCUCUAAAAAGGAAACUGAGAAUCUUAAAUUGAAACAAGAAGAACUAGACAAAUUAAAAUUAAGUUACAAUAAGCUUGAUAAAGAAAAAGUCAAACUCCAAACGAUACUUAAGCAGUUAAAGGAAGAUUCAAUUAAGACUUUCAAACCAAGAACACCGAAAAAAGUGACCGAUUUAACAACGAAACUACAGUUGAAAAGAAUGGUUGAUGACUUGGAAAGUGAAAUAGGUGAACUAUACGUAAUCAUGAAAAAUGCUGGAUUAUCAGAAUCACUAGAUAAUAAUAAAAACACAGCAAAAAAUAUAGAAGAAAUAAAAGAAAAAUUAUCAAAAAAAGAAGCAGAGUUUACGAAUGAAAAGAAUCGUUUGCAAAACGAAAUAAGCAAAUUAAAAGAUCUCAAUCUUAAAAUUGAAACUGAGAAGAAAUCGUUUGCAGAAAAAGUUAAAAACCUUGAGUCUGAAUAUAAAACCACAUUCGCUGAAUGUAAAUCUUUGAAGGACGAAAAGAAAAAUUUGGAUACACAGAUCGCAAAAUUGACUGCGGAAAUGAAAAAGAAUAACUCCCAACAAACUGCGGUUUCCGACUGUAUGAAGAAAAUAGAAGAGUUGAAAAAGGAAUUAGACGUUAAAGAUAAAGAAAUAGAUAAAUUGAAAAAACAUGCCGAAAAUUUAUCUAAAGUGGAACAAGAUAAAAAUAAGUUAUUAAAAGAGGUCGGUGACAAAACCAAAAAGCUAGCUGAAUUGGAGAAGAAAUUAAAAGAUUCUGAAGAUAAAUGCAAAAGAACUGAAAAGCUAUUGGCUACUCGCAAAGAUCGUGUUAGUAAAUUGGAAAAAGAGCUCUCAGAAGAUAAGGAUCUCAUAGAAGAAUUAAAAGAUUCAAAAAGACGACUCUCAUUUGAAUUAACAGGCGAUAAAGAUGAAAUGCAAACGAAACUUUUUAAAUCUGAAAGCAAGCUUGUGACUUUAGAAACCGAAAUGAAGGAAUUAAAAGCAGAUUAUGAAAAUAAAAUUACUAAUUUAGAAUCAACUAUAGCCGCCAAAGAUAUUCACAUUAAACAACUGGAAGACGCCUUACGUGACACAUCUAAUCAGAAAUACGACGAGGCAGUUUCAUCUGUUGAACUGGCGCAAAUGCAAGAUAAAUAUGAAAAAGCCGCUAGUCGAUUGAAAGAAAAGGAAGAAGAAUUAAAAGCAACUAAAGAAGAUUUAUCCAAAGUUGAGAAAGAGUUGAGUGCAUUGAAAACCGAAAUUGUUCAGGUUAAAUCUAAAAUUAGUAAAACGGAGAAUGAUAAAAAAGAUCUUGAAGAUAAAUUGAAAUCGGAACAAAAGGACUCGAAAUAUUGGGAAAGCAAGGCGUCCGAAAUUGACACUGACUUACAGGCUGAAAGGAAGAAAGUUGAAAGAAUGAGAUUAUCUCAUGACAAAGAUACGAAGAACAAGGAAGCGGAACUGGCAACACUUAAAGGAAAAUUAAAAUUGCUAGAGCAGUCUUCAGGAGCAGGUGCAAAAAGAAUAGCAGAACUUAAACAAGAACACGAGGACGCUGUCAAAAAAUUGGCACAUAAUCUAGCGGUAGAAAAGGCUGAGUACGAAGAAUUGACCGUUAAAUAUGAACUUUUAGAAGAAGAACACGUAGUAACAAAAGCUAGAUUGACCGUUGAGAAGGAACAAGCUCAAGGAGACCUAGUACAUCUACAAAAAGAGUUAAAUGAGACGCUUGCUGAGCUCAAGUCCUUGAAAGAAAGUUGCGCCACACAAACAUCGACUUGGAAUAAUGAAAGAGCAGAACUACAAAGAGAAAUAUCAUCUCUCCAAGAGCGUUUAUGUGGAGGCGGCUGGGAAGUUGAGAAAGCACGGCUCAAUACGAAAUUAGAAAAGUUACAACGUGAGCUACGAGAGUCAGUUCAAAACCAUGAAGCAGUCGUACAUCAUCAUGACCUCGUUAAAAAAGAGCUGGACGAGGCAAAACGAAAACUAGAGGAUUAUGAGAAAGUAAGUAAAGUGCAAAGAACUCUGACAGCUGAUAAUGCAGAAUUAGAAAGAGAAAUGUCAACGCUCAAUAGCAGACUUGAACAGAUGGAAAAGGCAAGAAAGAAUGAAAUUUCGGAAACUAAGAUGAGGUAUGAAGAACAAAUGAACACAAUGCGUGAGGAACUCAAAUCUCUACAUAAUCAGGUAUCAAGAUUCAAACGGGAAAGAGAUAAUUACAAACAAAUGUUAGAUUCUGCUCAGAAAGCGAUGUCAGACAUGAAGAAUGGAAAUAAAUCAAAAACACCGCGCAAUUCUAUAUCAAGCACAGAUGAUGAGGAAUUCCGCAACAAAGUGGCGACAUUGGAACAACAAGUGGCGUGUUUAGAAGACGAGCUAUGUGAGGCGAGACUGCUCUCUUCAAAACUAAAUACCGAAUUGAUCAGUGAACGAUCUUCCGCGGAAGUGCGUUUAGCUGAGAUGCAAUCACGUCUUAAUGAGUACGAAGAAGAUAGGCUACUAUCAUCCGGGCGUGCCCGGGUGGCAGGAAUGGCUACUCGUAUGGAGCUGGCCUGGCACAAGGAGAGAGAUGAACAACAGAGACUACUGCAGGAGACUUCUACACUUGCCCGAGAUUUGCGACAAACUCUGUUUGAGCUUGAGCGAGAGAGAGAGAAAGAGAGACUAGAUAUGAAGAGGAGAAUCGAUCAGAUCAAACGAACCACAGAAGAAGAGACUGAAGAAGCUAAGAAAAAGGUAGCAGAAUUGCAGUGCGAUUUAUUAGACCUCAGGGAUGCGCACGCAAAGCUACGUACGGCCAAUGAAAAAUUGCGAAGAGAUAAAGAGAGACAUGACAGAGAUCGGGACCAAAAUAAACUGCUUGUGGGGUCACUUAAACGGGCACAGCAGGAAGAUGACCGUGUGGUGACACAACUUUUGGAAACAAUAGAUGAGCUGAUCAAACAGAGUCCGGAUUUGUUCAAAACUGAAACACCUAUCAGACCAGAGAAGAGUCUAGCAACACCAACGCCACCUAGACGUAACAGGUCAUCAAAGUCGAGAUCCCGUUCUGCAACUCCGGAGCAAUCAGCGGCUGUAACCAAUGGAUCGACAGGUGUGCGUCUGCGCAUGCUGGCUGACGAGCUACGUGCCUCACGCAUCGCAGAACGACAAAGAAGACAAACCACCUCGAGACGUGCUAUGUCGACGGAGCCGCGAGAGACUAUGACGGUUACGGCAUCGAGAACUCCCUCGCGAGUACCCUCACUGAAGAAACGGUCUAUUUCAUUAGAACAAACGACUAAAGAACAGUCUUCUAUAUGGAAAUCGGUGGACGAUAGCAGCGUAUCUUCGAUGCAGUCGUUGGACGGCGAUGACAGACUAUUUACUAUGCAACGCGAUACUAGUUUGGACAGUCGUCUGUCGGGUGGCUCAGCCCAGAGUGAGAUUCUUCCGUCAGAAAAGAAGAAGAAAAAGAGUAUAUUUGGCAAAUUGAAGAAGCUCACUAAAUCUCGCUCUAUCGACGAUCAUGUGGAGGAGGUGGAAUUCAGACCGAUAGGAAAUGUCUCACAGCAAGGUUCCGAUUCCGAUAUGAGUGCGACGGGAAGCAAGCAGAACUUGCGCGGAAGAAUUUCCGAUAUGUUUAGUAGGAAACAAACGCGUGGAAACAGCAAGGAACAAAGUCCUGACACAGGUUCCACAAGCGGCUCUCGCUCCAUUCUACGCAACGCUAGCUCAUCCACGCUGCCUCGAUCAACAGCCGCGAGCGACAUGCGAGCAUCGAGCGCAACGCCCGGUACGAAGAGGAAAGGAAAAUAACUAAACGAUUUUAUUUAGCUUCAUUAUAUUUAUCCACCCUAUUCCACAUAGCUGUAAUAUCACAUACAUAUCAAGAUUGGAGAUCCAUUAUCUUACGGACUAUCAACUAAAAACAUCUGAACGUCGUUUGUGACCCUUUGUUUUGUAUUUACCUAUUUAUAAAUAAAUGUUGAUUGAAAAAAGUGGUUUUAUUAAAAUCAAAUCAUUCUUAUAAA